AUGGCAGGACCCUCUGAGAAAAGAGGGCGAGGGCGACCUCUUGGAAGCACAAAGAAAGUUACUGUCCUCUCCAAAAUAAAUUCACUGCUGAAAAGACCACAAGAUGUCCCCGUAAAAAGAGCGCGGGGAAGACCGCGCUUAAUGCGAAUAGAAGCUGUGGACAUCCCAAAGGCUAAAGUGUCCGACUGUCCAAGGAACAGAAUAGCAGAACAUCUGGAAGACUCCAGGAAAGCAUCCAUAAGGGCCAAAAGGAAAGACGGCCUCCUGAGGCUACAUAAUUCAGCGGCUAAAAAUGCGGGACCUCAUCCACUGUUAAAAAGAGAAAAGGCUGUGAACAUACCGAAUGCAUCAGUCAGAGUUCAGGGUCCAACCCAUAACACCAAUAUAAUAAAGUACAUAGAUGAACAAGGAAGGAGCCUGACUAAAAACAUACUGGUUGACAAGAAACUCCAGGCUUCCUUGAAAGCUCUCGUUGGCACAAAAAGAAGAAGAGGGAGACCCAGAAAAGACUCUGCAAGUAACGUGCUAGCAGGCAGACUAACAACAAUGAAAAGGAAGCCUGCAGGGGUAGCUUCAGUGACCGUAGUGGUGGAGAAACGAGGACGAGGAAGACCAAGGAAAGUACAGCCAGAGAAAGGCAUACGAGACCAGGUCUCCCUCUUCAGCCAUGACCUCUGGAAUGGCUCUCUGCAGUAUGGACAAUACCAGGAGAUGGACCAGUUUCAGUCACCCUCUGGUUUCUUCAACUCCUAUAGGCCAAGGAACCCAGCAGAGAUGUCGGCUGGCUUUGCAGACACGGAGCAUUUACAGCUAAACCAGCAAGGGAGGUCUCCCAGCCUGGAUGUGCACGGCUGCUGGGUGAACGGAGAAUUAAGAACAAGGAAGAAGACAUGUGUUGGGACCGAAGCCAUUGGCUCCGAUGGUCACGGACGGUGUAAGAUGCAGAUAAUGCAAUGGACGACAACUCUAUGUCGCAGUGGGUAGUGGAGGAUUCAACGGUUUCUCAAGUUUCUCAGUCUCAGUACCUUGGAGAAUUGGCUCCAGAGCAACUGGACUAUCAGGAAGGACUCAUAAAAGAACUGGCAGACUUCAAAAGCCAACUGUUGAAUGAGCUGGCAGCCACAAGGGCAGAGAUACGGGAAGGAGCCCAGCUAAUGAGGUCAGCCAUCUCUGGAGUGUCUGCUGAAAUCCAUCGACUAGGCCAAAUCCUGCAGCCUCUGGUCAGUGCGAUCGCUGCCAGCAAUGUGUCGCAGCAGGGCCAUCCUGUAGCCUUUGUGCCCCGCCCACCUCAAGACACGCCUCCAGAUGACAGCGUGAAUUUUACGCAGCCGUCUGUGCAGAACAAAACCUCUCUCUCCCAUCAGGACACAGUAUUUGCUCAUCCUCCUAAAUUGCCUACCGAUGGCCAGACUGAAGAGGUUUCUUCAGUGAAAAUGGAAGACGCCAUAGAUGGUCUUCAGCCUUGUAACCAUCAAGCACAAUCCGCACACUCUACGCAGGUGGAUUCACCUACAGCUCCUAUUGUGCUCGGUGAAAAUCAGCUCAACCUGUGCCAAAGUAAAUCUACAUCUUCAGUGACACCAAAUUCAUCCACAAACAUUCCUCAACCAAACGUGAACACCCUUGGUGGCCUGCAAGGCGAUAAAACUCCUGACUCGUCGGUUAGCUCGAUUUUUGAAGCUCCCACCGCUAGAUCUUCGCAGUCUUCUCCCCCAGCUCGUUCUGUAGAUUGUGUAGCCAACUCCUCUGCAAGUUCUUCUUCAGGCAUCAACAAUAGUGGCUUAGCCAAUAAACCCUUGUUCCCUACAGACCCAAAGUAUUAGUAAAUGA
Staurois parvus is the source of this 1830-nucleotide messenger RNA. NCBI's taxonomy places the organism in Eukaryota, Metazoa, Chordata, Amphibia, Anura, Ranidae. The record is from the annotation of a GenBank genome assembly.